Molecule: messenger RNA, 2284 nt
Organism: Acanthaster planci (crown-of-thorns starfish)
Lineage: Eukaryota; Metazoa; Echinodermata; Asteroidea; Valvatida; Acanthasteridae
Product: UDP-galactose transporter senju-like
Biological process (GO): pyrimidine nucleotide-sugar transmembrane transport
Cellular component (GO): Golgi membrane
Molecular function (GO): pyrimidine nucleotide-sugar transmembrane transporter activity
Source: RefSeq, a predicted model, not a curated record
ACGAAUGUCCUUGUGAUGAGAACGUACAUGUACAUGUACAUGUAAUCGACUGUUGCAUAGCUUUGCUCAUAGACAGGUCCUUGCAUUAUGUGAUCCUACCUCCAUGCUUUAUACUUUGCUAAAAGGUAUUCUUUUUUUAUCAUCAAGGAAAUCGAACACGACAGUCUUCACUAUAUCACCCGGACACGAAAACCCCAACAAGAAAUAUUUUCAACGUUUACAUUGCACUGUAUGUUGGCAACACGUGGUGCGGUGUCUCCGUGUGAGACUACGGCAUGCACAAGUAUCAAACACUGGCUACGGCUCUCCAACGCUGCCUCAAACGCUUGAUCAAACUCGAAACCAUAGUCGUAGGAGACAAUACUGGAUUAUGGUUACCCCUGUCAUGCGCCGUCCCAUACAAUCACACAGGCAGUGCUGGGUGAAGAAGCAAGAUGGCUUCAGAUGCAUAGCAUCGGAAUCCUGACUGUGAUAACAAAAGGCCAUUGGCAAUUGCUUAUUUGGUUCGGGUCCUUGACCUCUCUUUGGAAACCCUAUCUCACGAGUCAAUGAUGCUAGGCCUUGUCGACUGUGGAAGCUGGCUGGUGUUUUUGGCAUACAUCACACUUUUUGUCAACAACAAUCUGUUGAUAGUGCUCACUAAAGAUGAACAAGAUGGUUACAGCUACAGUACAGUCCUGGUGACUUUGCUGAUUGAGCUCUUCAAACUUAUGGUUGCUGUUAUCUUCUACUGCCUCAAGUAUUCAUUUGCUAAACUGAUCACAGAUCUGCAAUCAAACAACUCAGGUUUUGCCUUCUACCUUCUUCCAUCAGCCCUGUACUCUGUUUUCAAUAAUCUGGCAUUUCUGAAUCUUGCCUACUUUGACCCUACGACCUACGCAGUACUUCUCCAGUUCAGCAUUGUUGUAACUGGUGUCUUGUAUCAGUACAUGUUCAAGAGAGAUCUAACCUGGUUGCAGUGGAUCUCCCUGCUUGUCUUGACCUCUGGUUGCAUCCUGACACACUUCAAGGAAUCUAAGGAGGUCCUCUUCAAACUGAGGGACGUAUUCAUCCUCCUCCAGGUCCUGUGCUCUUCCUUUGCCAGCGUCUACAAUGAGUACCUCCUGAAGAGCUACAGCAGUCAGGUGGACUUCUGGCUCCAAAGCGUUUUCAUGUACACCGACACCAGCCUCUGCAGCGUGGCCUUGAUGAUUGCCAUGGGCAGACUAAGCCCAGCCAUGCUGACUACAUCCAGCAUGAGGUCCAUGUUUCAGCCGAUGGUCAUCCUCAUAGUUACCAACAAUGUGACAGCGGGUUUGGUAACCGGUGUAUUUCUCCACAAGUUGAACUCCGUCUUGAAGAAGUUUGCGGUCGCCAUAGAGAUGAUUAUUAUUGCAGUCUUGAGCAAGUUCCUCCUAGGAACAGCUGUCGAGAUCUCAACAGCCAUAUCUGUCUUACUAGUUUCACUGUCAAUCAUUCUUUACUCUCUGAACCCCUUGGGAAGUGAGAGAGAAAAGGUUGUUAGGCCAGACUUGAAGUGUUCAAAUGGUGUGGGCUAUUAGCAUUGCAGUGAAGUCCAGUCUAGUUGGUAACUUCCAGUUUGGCAUUGCCAUGUAACUGGAAACAGUGUAUGUCCAGUGUCCCAAGGUUUUAUUUACACCCGUAAUAAUGCAUUCUGACAAUAGUGUUCUUUUACUUCAACUUUUCUUUCAUUUUUUAAAAAAUCAAAUGCUGUGGAUUUGGCUUGUCCUUUUUAUGUACAGUUUUGCUCUUUCUCAAGUUUCAAAAGACAGAGAAAAUACUAUUAUUGAAUUUGACUCUGAUUAGAAUCAGGUCAGACAAAAGAAAUAUAAAUGAAAACAAAGCUGUUACAAAUAUUACGGUGUAAUUUUCAAAAUGUGAUUGGGUUAUUUCUCAACAUUAGACAUGUCAGAUGAGUUGUCAUGUCGACUAUUGUAGGGGAAGGUAGAUGUAGUUGAAUAAUAAAAUUCAGCAUUGCAUCAAUGUUUUCAUUAUUUGUAAACAACAGCAAACAGUAGACUUAAAUUAUAAUGGCAUCGCACUGUGUUUCAAUGUACAUGUACAGUUUCCUACUGGACUGUAUGCAUCUAGUCCCACAUCGUUGCCAUAGGAAAACGCACAUGUAAACAAAGCAUGGCGUUAAGUCUGUUUGAUAAAUCUUGCUAUGCAAAACUCAACCUAUCAUCUUUCUGAACAUUAAAAGUAGCUGACAUGUGCAUCACAAAAUAUAAAUAGCAAUUUUAACACUGGUGCCUGUUCUAAUUGCAAUCUCAGUCUUUCAUUU